Molecule: messenger RNA, 2446 nt
Organism: Syngnathus acus (greater pipefish)
Lineage: Eukaryota; Metazoa; Chordata; Actinopteri; Syngnathiformes; Syngnathidae
Gene: irf2bp1
Product: interferon regulatory factor 2 binding protein 1
Exons: 2
Coding region: 289-1551 (420 amino acids)
Biological process (GO): regulation of transcription by RNA polymerase II
Cellular component (GO): nucleus
Molecular function (GO): transcription corepressor activity
Source: RefSeq, a predicted model, not a curated record
UUUUUUUUGCAAGAGCGGGUUGACAGCAGUCAAGAACAGGCCGAAGUGGGUAAACAAAUUGGGUAUGUGUGGAAGAACUCGUCCAAAUCAACAAAGUUUUAUCUCGCUUUGUAUUGAUAGUAUGCUCGUGGUUGUUCCAAAACGUGCCUGAGACAGCUGAAAGAGAAGCUAAUUAGCAAAUAGCGCUCUUAACGCAACUUUUUAGAUAAAUAGGUUAAGUUAGCUAACGUGUGCUAGCUCGGGUUAGCCGGCUAGCUCGCCUGUCCGCUGGCUCGCUGUCCGGCCGUUAUGUCAUCGCCUUCUUCGUCCUCGCGGCGCCAGUGGUGUUACCUGUGCGACCUGCCCAAGAUGCCCUGGACGGUGGUGUGGGACUUUAGCGAGGUGGUGUGCCGCGGCUGCGUCAACUACGAGGGCGCCAACCAGAUCGAGUUCCUGAUCGCUAGCGCGCGGCAGCUGAAGCGCAGCCACGGCAUGCAGGACGGGAACGUCCGCUCGCCUGGACCGGGACCCUCGCCUCACAAGCACGCCGCGCCCGGCCGCGGAGAACCGGCGACAGACGGCCAGCGGUCGCAUGGUGAGCGCUUUGACCGUGGUGGCAGAGGGGAGAGUGGCAACGUGGCCGCCGCUCGCGUGCCGCCGAACGGGCUGCACCGCGACGGGCAGCCGCCGCAAGAAGUGAACCGCCAGAGUCCCAGUGGGAGCCGUAGACCCAUGAUCGGGGCGGCCAUACCCCCGAAUCUAGUGACUCAGAGCAUAGCGGGGAUCCCCCACGGGCUGCUGGCGGGCAUGCCGGCGGGCCUGACUGCCAGGACGGCCCCUAUGAGCAGCCCGAUGAUAUUCCCGGCGCCGGUGCUGGCUGAGAUGAACCGCCGCCAACUGGGCAUCGGCAUGGGCAUCGCCCCCUUCAUCACGCCGGAGCUCGAACGGGAGCUGAGCUCGUCCCAGCCCAAGUCGCAAACCCAGGGCCACGCCGGCUUGCCCUCGUCAUCGGCCUCUGUUAGCCAGACGAGCCCCAAGCCAGCGUCGUCCCCGGCCAGGCAGCCGCGGCCUCUCACCGCCCGCGCCGGAGGGGAGCCGCUGUCGUCCGGCAGCUCAUCCGAGGCGGCCACCACUGCCGCCGCAGCGCUGCCCCACAGCGGAGCGUCCGAACUGGGCUCCACCUCGGCCGGCAACAGCCUGACCGGAAGCACCUUGUCCUGCACGCUGUGCCACGAGCGGCUGGAGGACACACACUUUGUACAAUGUCCGUCUGUGCCGGGACACAGGUUCUGCUUCCCAUGCACCAGAGUGUACAUCCAGAGCCGGCGGGGUGACGGUGAAGUAUACUGCCCCAGCGGUGAGCGCUGUCCGCUGGACACGUCAAACAACAGCCCCCCCUGGGCAUUCAUGCAGGGUGAGGUGUCCACAAUCCUGGGCACUGGUGUGGGGGUUGCCCCGUCAGCCGCCCCGCCGGGAGCGGGCCCCGGUGGACCAGGGGGGCCUGGCGGUGGUGCCAACGGAGCCCCGGCCCAGAGCGGCGACGUCACCGUCAAGAAGGAGCGGGAGACGUGAUGAUGGUUUCUGUGGCAACCUGGAACAAAGGCAGGCAGGUGGAACACACAAACAUGAUUCUACUACUCUAUAACCUCAGUGUGGGCCACCAAGUGCACACGUAGGGUGAUAGCGCAUCUUAGUGACAGAAAAUCAAGAACACUCUUAUUUUCCUCACGAAAAGUAUGGCGCACAAACUAAUUCUAGCAUUGACAUUGUGUGGAUCAGACAAAUUGUCCACUCAAAAUUGGGAUACCAAGGGUGAUCCCACUUUUUUAAUUGCCACAAGAUGGCAGCACAGCACUACUUUUGUCUCUAUAAAGCUCCUCAACUCACUUCAAUGUAGUUCCUUGUCUCAAGGCCAGUCAAAAUGUCCCCCAAAGAAAUACAGCACCACUUGCCUCACUAACAGAAAGACAACAACAACAACAAAAUUCAUCAAGCAAUUAAUCAAUGGACGCACGCACACAAUUACUGUCAUGUGGCCUGCCUGCCAGUGGGUGAAUGUAGAAGACAGACAAGUGUUUCCUUUUAGAAGGUUCCUGGUUGUUUCAAGUGCAAUCCUCCAAUUUACAAGCUGUUAUUAAAACGGUUGCGCGACAUUACUGACAAGUUUUUUUUGUAAUUUGUCUUUUUUUUCCCCAAAAAGGUAAUUUAGUAGUUUGUUGGAGCUUUUUUCCCUUCUUGCAGAACCAGAAUGUUCCUCGCACAGACGAACCAAACCAAAGCCAAUGUAUGUGUAUACAAUCUAUACGGCUAUAUGCUAAUGCUAACGGUGUAAGACAAGUGCCUUGUGCAGAAGUGUCCCGCCUCCUCGCGGCGUCGCCAUGGUGACGACCAAUCUGCUCUUUCGUCUUUUGACUGCCGCUUCUUGUACAAAACGACCCAGUGGGGAAUAAACCAGAUGAAAAAAAAA